Tremella mesenterica DSM 1558 is the source of this 1538-nucleotide messenger RNA. RefSeq lists its product as uncharacterized. NCBI's taxonomy places the organism in Eukaryota, Fungi, Basidiomycota, Tremellomycetes, Tremellales, Tremellaceae. Gene Ontology annotation, cellular component: membrane. Gene Ontology annotation, biological process: phospholipid biosynthetic process. Bases 1 to 1281 code for a protein of 426 amino acids. Gene Ontology annotation, molecular function: phosphotransferase activity, for other substituted phosphate groups. The record is from RefSeq and is a predicted model, not a curated record. The transcript has 8 exons.
AUGCGAAUAACAAAAGCCCAAUUUGCAGGUGUGGAUCAAUACAAAUAUUCCGGUGUUGAUAAAUCCGUUUUGAGUAAACAUGUUUUAGGUCCAUUUUGGACUUGGUUGGUCACUUUGUUUCCUAUGAAAGUUGCUCCGAACACUAUCACCUUCAUAGGAUUAUGUUUCGUCAUCACAAACGUCUUUACUUUGUUAAUACUCGAUCCUACGUAUUCUGGUAAAGAUUUACCUUCUUGGGUAUAUCUCUCCUGGGCGAUAGGCCUUUUUGCAUAUCAAUCCAUGGAUGCUAUUGACGGUAAACAGGCUAGACGAACGGGCAUGUCUUCUGCCCUAGGAGAGAUGUUUGAUCAUGGAUGUGAUGCAAUCAAUACCACCCUCGAGGUCGUUCUAUGUUCCCAUGCUUUAGGACUCGGAAGGAGUUGGUGGACUGUUGCCAGUCAAACUGCCAGUCUUUGCAAUUUCUAUGCUUCUACUUGGGAGGAAUAUCACACCGGUACACUCUACCUCUCCGCUUUUUCCGGACCUGUCGAAGGUAUUCUUAUGAUCUGCGCUAUCUACCUCAUCACCGCCAUCCAUCCUCUCGGUUCAGGCUUUUGGCGUCAACCAGUAGUAACACUCUUACCCGGUGACAUGGCUUUGCAUACGGCUCAGUGGCUUGAUAAGAUAUUGGGGUUGGAAGGAAAGAUGAAGUUGGAAGGUGUAGGAUUGAAUGUUUUGUUCAUGUCUGUCGGAGCUUUGGGAACAGUGGGAAAUAUAGUGAAUAGCUACUGGAACGUCCUGGUCGCUAGGAGAAAAUCCAAUAAACCACUUCUCACCCCUUUACUUGGUUAUCUGCCUUUCCUCGUUCACACUUUGGUACUUGUCGCUUGGUUGCAAGCCGAGUUACGGGGUGGAGUUUCUUUAGUACAUGAUGCUAGGUUGUUACCUUUUCUAGGGUAUUGGGGUAUGAGCAUGUCAUACCAAGUCUCACAACUCAUCCUCGCCCACGUCACCAAAUCCCCUUUCCCCUAUUGGAACGGUAUGAUGGUAUAUUCACUCUUUGGAGCUAUCGAUGCCAACGCUCAAUUCUUAUUCGGUCGAGAUCCUUUGGUUCAGAGUUCGCCGACGGCUGCGAAUGUUUUCAUUUGGAUGAGUUUCAUGGUGGCUUUGUUGAAUUACGUCAGGUUUGCGAGAGAGGUGAUAUGGCAAAUAUGUGAAUACACUGGUAUUGCAUGUUUCACCGUUCGACGUAAAGAUGUUAAUGGACAAUGGGUCGAUAGUUCUUCAUUGAAGAAGGAGUAGGGUAGAGGGUAAACUGUCAGUGGUGGUACCAUGGUACUUGGUGUGGUGUUUGGAUAUGCACGUGUAGAGAGGUAACUCAUGUACGACACCCGAGCUGCGAUGACGGCAUUGAUGGUCGGGGUCGGGUGGAAGGGUGGAUGGAUGGGGUGGUAUGAUACGAUGAUAAAAUGUUAUGGGGAGAUGGGGGACGGGGUGGUACGACGGCUAAGUAGAGACGGAUUUCAAGGGAUAAGUGAUGCAUCUUACAUGUUACAUCU